GGAGUCCCCUUUGGAUUGUGAAAGCGAGGCUCGGAAUCCCAGAAUAGCAGGCGGGCGGGUCUGCGCUCAGUUGUCUGCUACAAGGAAGAGAUGCGCAGGGCUGGAAGAUGGCAGAGCUGCAGAUGUUGUUAGAGGAGGAGAUCCCGGCCGGCAAGCGGGCUCUAUUCGAGAGUUACCAGAACCUCACCCGAGUGGCCGACUACUGCGAGAGCAACUACGUCCAGGCUCCAGACAAGCGGAAAGCACUAGAAGAGACCAAGGCCUACACCACCCAGUCCCUGGCCAGUGUCGCCUACCAGAUCAAUGCAUUGGCCAACAAUGUGCUGCAGCUGCUCGACAUCCAGGCCUCCCAGUUGCGGAGGAUGGAAUCCUCCAUUAAUCAUAUCUCCCAGACCGUGGACAUCCACAAAGAGAAGGUGGCUCGCAGAGAGAUUGGUAUCCUAACAACAAACAAGAACACCGCAAGGAGUCAUAAAAUUAUAGCGCCAGCCAACAUAGAGCGUCCCGUCAGGUACAUACGAAAACCCAUAGACUACACGGUGCUGGAUGAUGUAGGCCAUGGAGUGAAGUGGCUAAAAGCCAAGCAUGGAGGAAACCAGGCAGCAAGGACUGGCACUGGCACUUUGACUCGAACAACUCCACCUACUCAGAAGCCACCCAGUCCACCGAUGCCCGGGCGAGGUACCCUGGGGAGAAAUACCCCAUACAAAACUCUGGAGCCUGUCAAACCUCCAACGGUUCCAAACGAUUACAUGACCAGUCCAGCCAGGCUCGGAAGUCAGCACAGUCCUGGGAGAACUGCUUCUUUGAACCAGAGGCCAAGAACGCACAGUGGCAGCAGUGGAGGAAGUGGCAGUCGAGAAAACAGUGGCAGUAGCAGUAUUGGCAUUCCGAUCGCUGUUCCUACACCUUCCCCACCAACUGUUGGACCAGGUAUCUCUGGUGGUCCUACACCUUCACCACCACCUCCACCACCUCCUCCGCCACCUCCCCCUCCUCCAGCAGUUGGUGGUGGCUCGGCUCCAGGCUCCCAGUUUGGCUCAAUGGCAAGGCAGAUCUCUCGGCACAACUCCAACACAUCCUCUACUUCUUCCGGAGGAUACAGGCGGACCCCCUCUGUGACUUCCCAGUUUUCUGGACAACCUCAUAUCAAUGGCGGGCCUUUGUAUUCACAAAACUCAAUUUCUAUCGCUUCUCCCCCUCCCCCAAUGCCUCAAAUGACUCCACAGAUACCUCUCACAGGCUUCGUGGCCAGGGUGCAGGAAAACAUUGCAGAUAGCCCUACGCCUCCACCCCCACCUCCACCUGACGAGAUCCCAAUGUUUGAUGAUUCUCCUCCCCCUCCACCACCACCUCCGGUGGACUAUGAGGAUGAAGAGGCCGCUGUGGUUCAGUACAACGAUCCAUAUGCUGACGGAGACCCUGCAUGGGCCCCCAAGAUCUAUACUGAGAAAGUUGUUGCCAUCUAUGACUACGCAAAGGACAAAGAGGAUGAGCUGUCUUUCAUGGAGGGAGCAAUCAUUUACGUCAUUAAGAAAAAUGAUGAUGGCUGGUAUGAAGGGGUAUCCAACGGCGUCACAGGCCUCUUCCCAGGAAAUUACGUGGAGUCGAUUAUGCACUAUGCCGAUUAACAAAAAAAAAAAAAGAUUCUUAAUCUUCAGUACCAAGUCUAAUCUGAUUUUAAACUUAAGUGUAAGGAGUAACGUCUUCAUACAUAUAAACUGUGUUUUUUACAGGUUUUUUUUUUCUUCUCCUAUUUAACCCUAAAGGGUUUUUAGACCUAAUAAAGCUGUGUCUGGGAAAACGUCUACCCAUAAGCCUUGAGAUGAAUUUGGUUUGUAGACAUCACAAAACCUGGCACCAGUUUAUGCUUUCUCUCCACAUCUGCAACAUUUUUUUUUUUUCCUUUUUUGAAUAUUUUUUUUAAUUCCUCUGACUGGCGUGAAUAGUCCAAUGGACCAUAGGGGUGUAGUAUAAUAUCAAAAUCAUGAAUCAUUUUUGAGCCGCAUACGCAUAUGUUUUACUUGAGACCUAAAGUAUAUUUUUCCGUGCCGCAUGAAAACUAACACUACGUUAGAAUACCAUUUAACAUUUGGACUUGAAUGAUAACUGCUGGUCAUAUUUUUUAUUAGGCAACUGUUCAUUCUUAAUAUUAAAAUAUUUGAUUUUAAGGCAUGCGUUCAGAAAAAAAAAUUAUAUGUACUGUUUUAUUCAUUUUUUUUUUUUUCUUUCAACCCCACAAUGCUUCCAAUUUAUUGUAAUUAUCAUAAGUCUUCACGAGUUGUUGAGUCUUAAAAGUGUCCCAUUUGUGAGAAGAAAAUGGUUGUGAUCUGUAUAUUUUUCAUACUGCUUCACCUCAAGAAGGCCAUCGUGAAUUUCCCCGUCUUUCAGUACAGAAACACCAAAGUUAUUUCUCAAUUAAAGCGGCCAUUAGUCUUUGCAAGGUUUCCCGUGAUACAGAGCCAAAAGAUAGACAGUGUUGUUUAAAGGCACAAUCCUUCUGGAAAGUAGUACAAGAGGAGGAGACACUUCCAGAAAACAUAUAUAAUAUAUAUAUUUUUUUUGUAUUUGGAAAGUAUGUGAUCUUAUUCUGUUUCCAAUAAACUGUAUUCGUACUCCAUGAUCAGCAACGGAGCUGAUUUCACUGCAUGACUUAAAUUUGAGUGGAUGUUUUAAAUGUAUAAACGAUUGCACCUUUUACAACCUUUAACAUGAAUCGAUUUUGUACUUAAUCAGUUAAAUUCUGUAAUAUCGGCAUCUAUGCUGUCAUGAGAGCGGCAUGGCUAAUACUUGAUGGUCAAAACCACUUAUAGGUGACAUGGCACAAAACGGAUUGUAGAGGGAGAUCAUUGCCCAAGGAAUAGUUAAUAGGUUGACUAUUUUUUUUUAAUUGUCCCCAUCUUUUUUCUCCAGUAAGGGUCAUUGCUGUCCUACCAGUUUUCUUGGAAUGAUGAGGACCAUCAAUCCAUACUGUGGUGGGGAACUAUAAUUUUAUUGUAAGACGUGGCAAUGUACAUGUAAGAAAAUGUAGAACAAAAAAAUCCCUGUCUUCAAUAUUCUUUACAGCGCACAAAAAAAGGUCUUGGUCUACCAUAUACCAGUGAUGGCGAACCUUGGCACCCCAGAUGUUUUGGAACAGCAUUUCCCACGAUGCUCAUACACUGUAGCAUCAUGGGGGGGAAAUAUUGUUUCAAAACAUCUGGGGUGCCAAGGUUCCCCAUCACUGCCAUAUAUGAUGCUAGAUUCCAUUUACUGAGUUGGCAUUGCUUCAACAAAUCUUUAGCAACCUAUUUGUUGGAUGUAGCUUGACCUCCUUCCUAUCCCAUUGGUGGAGCUGGCACGGCCUUCUUGACCUUCAGCUGGGUUAACAUGAAUGUGGCAGCUGUUGACUUUGCCAUCUUUACAUCCAUAGCUUUUUAAAAACUUUAAAGGUAGCAGAGAGCAAAGGAAAAUGUCUAGUCGAAUAGGAUUACAGUCACAAGUACUGUGUUUUUUUUUUUUUUUAGUAGUGCAGUUGGAACUACGUACGUCACAUUUGAGCAGGUAAUAUUAUUUCGUCCAUAUAUAUUUAUGUAUAUGGAUUAUGGGUGUCUCUUAAGCAUAACAUGCUUAUUUUUAACAUUCCAAAAGAUUGCCAACCAAUGUUGCAUUGAAGGAAGCGGACAGUGCCAAGAUCUCACAGGGCCAUUCAUAUAGUGGCAAUGCUUUGCAUGAGACCUUUGAUCCAGUAGUCAAAUUUUACUGCACAUUUUGAAGGGGGGGGGAAGAUAAGGGACCAACCAGUUUUACGUAAGGUCACUUUAAAUCUGACCUAAAACCUAUUACGAGCUUGGUGUAUAGUCAAGCUGCACAAACCACAAGACUUCACUGAUUGGACAAGUAAUGUUUGCACUGAAGUAUUACACUGCGAAUUUAUGAAUCCGCUCUCUGACCAUAUAUUGCUGUACCCAUAAAGUAUUACACGCCGCUCUUCAUAGGCCUUUUGGAAAUGCUUUUUAUAUAAUUGCAGAAUCAUGUUUAGCACGAUUUAUAAAUCAUGUCAUUACUGCCAAUGUUUGGUUUUCACUGAGUUAUUUAACGGAAAAUACUUCUGAUUUAUAGAUUGUGGGGUUAGUUAAACAAAGUUAGGAAAAAUAGAAAAAAAAUAAAAAUAUAUCUCAAAGCUUCA
Messenger RNA from Rana temporaria (common frog), 4168 nucleotides. RefSeq names its product abl interactor 1 (gene ABI1). The transcript has 12 exons. Gene Ontology annotation, molecular function: SH3 domain binding. Gene Ontology annotation, cellular component: lamellipodium; intracellular anatomical structure. Bases 108 to 1631 code for a protein of 507 amino acids. NCBI's taxonomy places the organism in Eukaryota, Metazoa, Chordata, Amphibia, Anura, Ranidae. The record is from RefSeq and is a predicted model, not a curated record.